Molecule: messenger RNA, 6449 nt
Organism: Cyprinus carpio (common carp)
Lineage: Eukaryota; Metazoa; Chordata; Actinopteri; Cypriniformes; Cyprinidae
Product: sodium- and chloride-dependent creatine transporter 1
Biological process (GO): sodium ion transmembrane transport
Cellular component (GO): membrane
Source: RefSeq, a predicted model, not a curated record
ACGUUACCGAGCCCGAUAAAACACCAAGCUGCUUCGCGCGGACGCAUCUAGACAGUCCGACCGUCCGCGCGCACAGAGCGACAGCAGCAGCAGCCGCACCUCCCGGAGACACCGAAUCGCGACUCGUUUGUACAUUCUAGGUGUUAAAUACCGACGAGAACGAUGGUCUGAAGCGAUUUAGGCGAUCAAUUCGUGAAUGUAAUUCCAUUACAUUCAUCUGAUCAGCGCGCAAAGGGCCGCUUUGGUUUCGCCGUCUCCUCAGUCGCCUUCUCUCUGAGAGAUUCACGUGCCCAUGCGAUUCUUCAGACUCACCUUUAAGUGUUUCGUGGAUUGUUUUUGAAGGUGCUGUUUCAAAUCGGUGUCUUUUUUCUUUUAUGAUCCGUUAUUUAUUUUCCAAACGCGUUUUUUGACAAAACAAACCAAUAAUAGCCGUUGCCAAUUUCGCCGAGAGAUUCAAACUGCCAUCCCUUGUGACCGUUUGACAUUGAAGAGAAACGGAAACUAACGUUACAUCCGUAAAGAAUAACACUGCAGGUUUGGUUUAAUAAAAGGAUAAGGGACCGGAUCCCGUGCACCUGAAGAGGAACAAAAGGGACAUCUUGGUGUGAAUUAAAAAAAAAAAAAAUUGACUUAAUCCAAAAACAAUAAGAGAUCAAAUAUUUAUUUUUGACUGCUGAUUUAAGCCCUUCUCGAGUCUCGUGAGGAGGUUCGUUUGCUUUGUUUACACGAGAGAUGGAGAAAUCCUCUCUGGACGCAGACUGCUGCGCCCUGAACACGGUCUUGGUGGAGGAGAAGAGGGGCCAUCUCAUUCCCAAUGGAAACGCGCAUCAAGGCGUCAAUGGGACCCUCAUCUGCGGGCCCAUAUCUGCCGCCACUGGGGCCAUAUCAUCUGCGGCGGCGGAGAAGAAGAAGGGCUACCCCGAGCGAGAGACGUGGACCAGACAGAUGGACUUCAUGAUGUCCUGUGUUGGGUUCGCCGUGGGUCUGGGGAACGUCUGGCGCUUCCCGUACCUGUGCUACAAAAAUGGUGGAGGAGUGUUCCUCAUUCCCUAUGUGUUGUUCAUAUUUCUGGGAGGCAUUCCGAUAUUCUUCCUGGAGAUUGCGCUGGGUCAGUUUAUGAAAGCUGGAAGCAUCAAUGUGUGGAACAUUGCACCUCUUUUUAAAGGACUCGGCUUUGCCUCCAUGGUGAUUGUGUUUUUCUGUAACACGUACUACAUCAUGGUACUUGCCUGGGGUUUCUACUACUUCAUAAAGUCCUUCAGUUCCACGCUGCCUUGGUCCACAUGCGACAAUCCGUGGAACACCGAAAACUGCAUCGAGAUCUUCCGCCACGGCGACUGCCUAAACGGCACCAUUGGCAACUCCACAUUCGGGAACCUGACAUGUGAAGAACUUGCUAAUGGGCGUUCCCCUAUUAUUGAAUUCUGGGAGAACAAGGUUUUGAACAUCUCUGAUGGGCUGGAUGAGCCGGGAGCCAUGAACUGGGAAAUGUUGCUGUGUCUUAUGGCUGUGUGGGUGAUGGUUUACUUCUGUGUGUGGAAGGGGGUGAAGUCAACAGGAAAGAUUGUGUAUUUCACUGCCACGUUCCCGUAUGUGGUCCUGAUUAUUCUCCUGGUGAGGGGCGUCACUCUUCCUGGUGCUUAUGAUGGGAUCAUGUACUAUGUCAAACCUAACUGGUCUAAACUGGGAGAGGCACAGGUCUGGAUUGAUGCUGGUACUCAAAUCUUUUUCUCCUACGCUAUCGGGCUCGGAGCCCUCACGGCCCUCGGCAGCUAUAACCGAUUCAACAAUGACUGCUAUAAGGAUGCUUUUGUUCUGGCUUUUAUUAAUAGCGGCACCAGUUUCUUUUCUGGUUUCGUGGUCUUCUCCAUCUUAGGUUUCAUGGCAUCUGAACAAGGUGUGGACAUCUCUAAAGUGGCUGAAUCAGGCCCCGGUUUGGCGUUCAUAGCAUACCCUAAAGCCGUUUCUAUGAUGCCCGUGGCUCCGGUGUGGGCUGCCCUAUUCUUCAUCAUGCUGCUACUGCUAGGACUGGACAGUCAGUUUGUUGGUGUGGAGGGUUUCGUAACUGGCAUUCUUGAUCUUUUCCCUGGAAAGUAUUACAUGCGCUAUCAGCGCGAAAUCGCUGUGGCGAUCUGCUGUUUAUUAUGCUUCAUUAUAGAUAUCUCCAUGGUUACACAGGGAGGGAUGUACGUCUUCCAGCUGUUUGACUACUACUCAGCCAGUGGAAUGACCCUACUGUGGCAAGCAUUCUGGGAAUGCGUGGUUGUCGCGUGGGUUUAUGGUGCUGACAGGUUCAUGGAUGAUAUUGCCCGUAUGAUCGGUUACCGGCCAUUCCCAUGGAUGAAGUGGUGCUGGUCCUUUAUAACUCCAUGUGUUUGCAUGGGUAUCUUCCUAUUUCAUCUGCUGAACUACAAGCCUCUGACCUACAACAAUGUGUAUGUGUACCCGUGGUGGGGCGAGGUGAUCGGAUGGUGUAUGGCUCUCUCCUCCAUGCUCUGUAUCCCCGUUAGCUUUGUCUACAAGCUGUCUGGAGCCAAGGGAACAUUCAGAGAGCGUUGGGAAAUUCUGACCAAACCAGUGUGGGGAGCCCAUCACCUCGAAUACAUGGCCCCUGACACUGACAUUAAAAGCCUGGCCUCUCUGUCUCCUGGAACGGAGGAGAACAAGGUGAUCAUUUUUGAGAGUGUUAUGUAGAUCAAAGGGAAAUACAACGACAACCCUCCUAAGGCAAGCUGGUUGAAGAAAUCAUCAGUAUUUUCUUUUCUUUCUUUUUUUUGUCAUUUUAUGGAAUUCUGCAUCAUCUUACAGUCUUAAAACAGCUGAUGGAAAUUGACAGUUACAUUUUGUUUCAUACAACAGAUCCUCUAGCAUGCACAUUUCCAGAUGCUCUUCCUCUUCCACCUGUUGAAACUGCAAACUAUAUACAUGAUUUUUAAAAAACGAUGUGCAAAGUUUAUUGCAGAUAUCAAGACUUGCCGGGCGAAAUCAGCAUGUCUUUGGAGGGGGCAGUAUAGUGUAGCCUAUAACAUUAUUUCACAGAGCGGCAGAAUUCCCACAGGCCACUUUCCUGAACGUGAUAUGGGUCUCUUUGCACUGACACGAGCAUCAAAACUGAGCAAGAAGCACAUGGAUAAAAUGUAAAAAAAAAAAAUUUGUUGCAAAUGCAUCCUUGAUUUAAAGUGGCCUAGUACAGACGAUAAUUAGCAAUAAGCGUUUUCAAAUUCAUAAAAUCUCAUGCAUAUUUAAACUAAAAUUCACUAAUAUAUGUUUAACUGAUCAGCAAAAACAGAUACAGAUCUAACAAUCAAACUAAAUGUGUAGAUUUGACACAUGUAGUUGCCAAAUAUUGAGAAAUCAUUUCUAUAGCUUUUGUUUGAUGUGUCUUCAUCUGAGACAGGUGACCUCAAUUCCUAGUGCAUGAUAUCACAGCGUUUACUGUAAGUGCCAAACAGAGCGUGAUGUCCAUCUCUGCUCAGGCUUGUCAGGAGAUGGUUUUAGUUGCCAUAAAUAAAAUCAAUAACUUCCUAGUUCAGCUGAAAUGUACUGUGUGCUCGAUCUAUCCUGCACAUCAAGAGAUGCAUGUUUGGAAACAUCUAGAGAGUUUCUAUCAAGACAGGCAAGAUUUCAAACGUGGUGCUUGUGAGCCAAAAGUUGCAUUUUGUUAAAGACUGAAUUGUUAAAGUCAACAUGAAGCAUUCAUUUUUCACAAUGCCAUCAAUAAUUUUUCCAGUUUCACAAUGAAUAACAUCACAUUAGUGAAUUAAAAUGGGCUGCAAGCAACGUUUCAUGCCAUAUUUGUUUACAAUUUUAGUUUCAGUUCUACAUUUUGAGUGCCAGUAUUAGUAUGCUCCCUGAUAUAAUGAAAACUUAAAAAAAAAAAAGUUAUUUAAAAAAGUCAAAGUGCAAAUACAACAUUGUAGAGUUUCGCAGAAAUGCAUAUUAUCAUAAAGAUUGCUAUAGCUUUAUCAAUUUUCUACAGAUUGAAACCAUGUUGACCAUAGUGGGAAUAUUACAGAUAAAUCAAAAGACAGAUUUUUGAAACCACAAUUUGAAAUGUUUUCCAUCUAGAUGCAGCAAGUGUUUGUUUUUGUUUUUUGCCAAUGUGCAGAAUGCUGAACAUCUGAGCGGAGAUCUUGAUCUCUGUUGUUCUGCUGUAAAGCCUGUGUCCGCAGGUGAACUAUAGACAUGUAGUUGCCAAACUUUGCCUUUAUUUGUCUUAAGUUGAGAACCCAUAGACAAAUAGCCAAGAUUAAACCAAGAAAAAACCGGCCUCAUUCCGACCUGUGGGAGUUCUGCCCUGUAGGAGAAUCAACUCAAACACUAAAUCAUUGUAACAUUAUAGAUGUAAUCAGAAUGUACAAAUUAGACUACAUAAUGUAAGGCCUCAGAAUAUAUUUGCACAUUGUCCUAAAAUAAUCUGCUAGCACUUUUUAAUCAUGUUAGAAAGCAUUUUUUUUUCUUCUUGUGAUUUACAUACUGUAAAAUAAAUCAGAGAUUUAUUUUGUGAAGGCUAUUAUUUUGCUUAUAUGCAUAUAAAUAUAAAUACAUAUUGAUAUUUGUGUGCUAUAUUUUAACAUUUGAUGCUGUAUGUACUUUUGAUAAAGUUGAUAACAUGGAGUGGGAAUUCUUAGUGAAAUGCUGCAAAGCAUUCGAGAGAUAGCACACAAAAUUGUUUUAUUUAGAAUAUCAAGUGCUGCGGUUGUUAAAUGUUUUAGAUUGUGUGUGUUAAACUCCAGUAUUUUCUGCUGACCACCCAGAAUCCAGCUCGAUUUGGUUUUCAUUGUACAUCAUUGGAGAAACCAGUUACCUCUUACCAGUGACUAAAAGAAGCAUCUAUAGGUGAUUAUUUCAGCAAAAGGUGGCGCUACUAAAAAUUGAUGCUAUUGUUUGAUUGGGUACCCACAUUUUUGCACCUGUGUGUUUUUGUUCUGAUUCAUAUUGCAUUGUUUCUGUUGAUUCAAUUUUUUUUAUUUCAAAACUGAAAUGUUACUGUCUUCAUAAGGUAUCAAGAUAUAUCUAAAUUAAGUUGCUGCUUCCAAAGCCCAGCAGAUUGUGAAUUAUUAUUAUGAUAAUUAUCAGGGGUGCCCAAACUUUAAGCAUAAAUGUCCAUUUUAGUGGCACAUCCAUUCGUUCCCAUAGAGUUGAACAUGCCUUUAUGACUGUCUGUAGUGAGAAUGAAAUGAUCUAAGUGCCCCUCAGACAUCUGAGACUAAGUUAACCCCUCACCACUUCCAAUUUUGAGAUACUGGUUUACCAAAGGCCUUACUCAUUGACCUAUUACUCAAAUUGGACUAAAUAGUUACUCAAAAAUUUGCUGAAAAUUUACUCUUUGUCCUUCCAAAAUAUAGACGAGUUUGUUUCUUCAGGGAACAGAUUUAGAGAAAUGUAGCACUACAUCACUUGCUCACCAAUGGAUGCUCUGCAGUGAAUGGGUGCCGUCAGACUGAGAGUCCAAACAGCUGAUAAAAACAUCAAAGUAAUCCACACCACUCCAGUUCAUCAAUGUCUUUUAAGCAAAAAGCUGUAUUGGUCAGAAGCAAAUCCAUCAAGAUGUUUUAACUUUGGUUUUACAAUUGUGAUGCUUUUAUCAGCUCUUUGAGCUCUUAUUCUGACAGCAUCUACAUGUUGGAUGGCCUGAGGGCGAGUACAUUUUCAGCUCAAUUUUAUUUUUUGGUGAACUAUUCCUUUAAACAAGUCAAACUUCAAACAAAAAAUCUGUCAAAUCAAACACUAAUUUUUAACAUCAGAAAGAUUCAUUUCUAUCCGUCCGAAUAAGAGCCUGGGUUGGUCAGUAGAUAAAUGAUUAAAUAGUGAUUACAUGUAGAAAUGUUCAUCUAGAAAAAAAAAGUUAACAAAAGAAGAAAAAAAUGUUUUAUGUCAUUUCUUGUGCUCUGCCAAAUGUUCUCGACAGUAUCAUUGCACUGAAGGUUUGCUGAAUGUUUGUCGAGAUCUAGAGGAAAAAUUACACAAAGUCCUUAAAGGGAAUGGUGAACAGCACAGUAGAAUCACAGCUGAAUCAAUCUCAGACUACACUCAGAAUGCAGUGUCUAUUUAUUAACUCAGUUAGCCUUUGUUCAUUGAUUCCAAAGACUUGGUUACAGAUUCAGUAGAACCAAACGAUAAAGCAGCCCUCGAGAGGACCAUCUAAUGAGAGAGUCCAAAGCUUUGGGUGACGAUACUGUCUUGAAACCUCACAGUUGACCUGGUAAUAAGCUCACUGAUGUCUUUCAUUCUUGUGGUUUGUAACAAACUGUGAUGUAACCAUGGCUGUCCAUUUUUAACGUUAACAUUAGUAAAGCUAAGGUAACUCUACCAUGUGUGUUAGUGUCUCAUCUAUCUAACAGGAUCCCUCUCGUGUAAGAAGGGCUUCAUGCUCCACCACUGUGAUCUUGUGCUGAUCCACCUGCCCAAGUUAAAGCAACAAAUGGCAAUAAACUAACUCCAUGAAA